This is a messenger RNA of Trametes versicolor FP-101664 SS1, 1515 nucleotides long. Its product is annotated as serine carboxypeptidase. The record is from RefSeq and is a predicted model, not a curated record. Gene Ontology annotation, cellular component: fungal-type vacuole. Gene Ontology annotation, biological process: proteolysis. Gene Ontology annotation, molecular function: serine-type carboxypeptidase activity. The transcript is spliced from 13 exons. NCBI's taxonomy places the organism in Eukaryota, Fungi, Basidiomycota, Agaricomycetes, Polyporales, Polyporaceae. The coding region runs from base 1 to 1515 and encodes 504 amino acids.
AUGCGCUUGACCACCGUCUUGGCGCAAGUGCUCGCCGGAGCAUCUUUUGCGCUGCACGCUACCAGCCAACACACCUUCCAGGCCCCUCUACAAGUGCCGGGAGGUGGUGCUGCAGCGUAUGGUGCGUACGAUGAGGGGUUGUUCACCCCUCUCGGCAACCUCUCGUCACUAUCGUCGACUACCUUCACCCGCCUAGACCACCCGGCAUUUCCCCGCCACAGCGUGCGCGUGAAGCAGUCGCAUUUCUGCGACGAGCAGGUCAGGGCUUACACCGGGUACAUCGACAUCGAGGCGCGCCACCUGUUCUUCUACUUCUUCGAGAGCAGGCGUGACCCCGACAAUGACGAUGUCAUGUUUUGGACGAACGGCGGUCCCGGGGGAUCAUCUGCUAUUGGGCUGUUCGCGGAACUCGGUCCGUGCCGUGUGACGAGCACGAACAGCACCGAGCGCAACCCGUGGUCGUGGAAUGAGUACGCGAACAUCUUCUUCGUCGACCAGCCCGUGGACGUCGGAUACUCGUACGCGGAGUACGGGGAGGCGGUGACGACAACGCAGGAGGCGGCAAAUGACAUUGCCGCGUUCAUGGUGAUCUUCUUCGAGCACUUCACGAAGUUCAAGAGGCGACCGCUUCACCUCGCUGGCGAGUCGUAUGGGGGCAGAUACAUUCCCGUCUUCGCAUCCGCGAUAUACGACAAGAAUGCGGAGCUCGCGGCUGCGGGUGUAGCACCGAUCAACCUCACAUCCGUCAUGAUAGGUAAUGGAUGCACCGACUUCUCGACCAUGCUUCUGUCCUACUACGACGCGCAGUGUGCCGACUCCACGCUGGGGCUUCCCAUCAGCGACAUCUCCUCUUGCGUGCACUUGAAACAGCAGAUGACACGAUGCGAACAACGCUUCAAGGAUUCCUGUCUUGACAGGUUUGACGCUAUCGAUUGCAGGGCCGCGUUCAAUGUGUGUGUAGCCGCAACCGAUGCCCACUUCAAGAAUCCGAACAAGAACUACUAUGAUCGGACACGGCCUUGCACGGGCAUGGCAAGCACCAAGGACUGCUACCCCAUCAUCGGACACAUGGUCGACUUCCUGAGCAGCAACGCGACGCAGGACCUGCUGGGCGUCGACCCCGCGAAGCGCGGGCCGUUCCAGUACGAGUCGCGCGCGGUGUUCGACGCGUUCCAGACGACUUACGACUGGUACGCGUGGCCCGCGCCGUUCUACCUGGCCGCACUGCUCGAGCGCGGCGUGCGCGCGCUCGUGUACGUCGGCGCGGCAGACUACAUCUGCAACUGGAUCGGAACGGAGCGCAUGACGCUUGGGCUGGAGUGGACGCGGCAGGAGGCGUUCCGGAACCAGUCUCUCGUUCCGUGGCUUGUCGAUCGGGAGGUUGCGGGCGUGACCAGGAGUGGUGGGGGGCUGACGUUCGCGACCAUCGACGGUGCGGGACAUUUUGCACCGCUUGACCGACCGGUCCAGUCGUUGGAGCUGGCAAAGAGGUGGUUUGAGGGAACUUCUCUCUGA